GCCGCCUAUGCUCAUGGAGUUUGAGGCCGCGUUUGGCCUUCUUCUUUCUCUGCCCUCAUCUUCCUCACACGGAAAGAUGGAGGGCGUGCCACUCCCCCUUAUUUGUUUCUUCUGCACAUGCUCAGUGCGCUCGCUGGCCCCACAGCGUUCCCUGCUGGCUCGCAUCCAUGGCAACCUGCUUAGUAGCCGGAAAUCAGUUGGCCUGAAGCCCUGGGCCCCAACGGUCAGAAGGGGCCCUGAGGCGGAGGUGGUGGUCAGGAGUGUGAGGCUGUGGGUGAUUCUUCGCACUCCAUGGACUCCCCGGGGCCAGGAGCACCUGUGCCCAAAUACUGCAGUGUGGCCACCAUUCUGCAGGCUCCUGGCUGGGACUGUGCUGCGCACCCCUGGGACUUCACCUUCACCUGCCCCUGUGCCCUCCCGGCACCCUGGCUCAGCAGGCACAGCCUUCUCAGGAGGUGUGCCUCCUGUCACCCAUGUAUCCACAUUGCUGACCCAGAAUGGCAGCAGCCGGACCGCCUGGCAAAAGCUGGAGAUACGGGUGAUCGGGUCCUGGCCAGGAGGGAACCAGAUGGCUUCUAUUACUGGGCUCAGAUAAAGGCUGCUCCAGAGCUGCAGCAGGGCACUCUGCUUGUGGAAUUUGAAGUUCCCCUUGUCACAGACCCAAAGCUGCCAGCCCCGUGGCUGAGUGUGGUCUCAGAAGAAGACGUGAUUCUGCUCCCGUCUGUGGAAUGCACUCUGCGGACUGGAGAUAAGGUGCUGGCACCGUGGGGGCCCAAGCAGCAGCGAUAUGGCCCUGGCACCAUUCUGCUGGGCUUGGAGAGGACAGAUGCCCAGAGUGCAGCAAAGGAAGAAAUUGCUGUUCUCUUCUGGAAUGGCAUGACAGCUAAAGUGCCUCGAGAUGGGCUCAGACCAGUGUCCCCAGCUGUCUGGAAGAAGGCUGUGGAGCGGCUGCACCCCCGGCCCCUGCUCUGGACCCCCUGCUGUUCUCUGCUGGGGCCAGCCACCGGAUAUAGCACCAGUGGAUUUCCUCUGGGCACACAGGCCCACUGUCCUGCCAGCCCCCCUCACACCUGCUGCCAGUUGCUGUGCCAGGGUGGCCUCUGCUGCUCACCUCUGGGCAGCCCCACCUGGUGGCCUCUAACCAGACGCUCAGAGGCCACAACCAGAGAACUUGCGGAGUCUGAGCUCAUGUCUGCCACCCAGCUGUUGCCCCUGGGCAGUCCUAAAGAGAAGACGGCAGCAGUGCGGGUUCCAGUCGCAGCUUCUUCCUCCUCGUCUUCCUUGUCCUCCUCUUCCUCCUCCUCUACUGAAGAAGAAGAUUUACAUGUGGAUUUGGAGAUGUCCCUUCCCCAGACCGUGAUGGUUAACAGUGCAGUCAACACGGAGCCUGUCUUCCUCGAGAAGCCUAGGAAGCAGGCCGCCCUCUGCCAGCCCGAGUGGAGGUACUGGAGGAGACGUGGCCCUGAGCCACGGCCUGGGAAGCCAGGAGCAAGAUCUUGCAACAUCCAGCAGAAAGAGGACAAUAAACAGCAUAGAGUGCAAACUGUAGUGAUGGGGACUGCCAAGGAGCUGACCCGGAGAGCCCUUCAUGUGAAGCCAUCACAGAUCCUGCCGGAGGAAGCUGCACCCAGAAGGCCAAGUGAAGGAACACAUCACAGGGACAAGAACUAGCCCCAGCAGCAAGCUCUGAGGACCUAGGUAAAGCAGGAUGGUGGAGAGGGGGCUUCUUGGGGACUCCUUACAUGGCUGUUAGAACUCCUAGGGCCACACCCCGUGAGGAUGGUAAAAGUCAUAGCUCUAUAGCUCCUUUCCUAGAAAAAAGGGACAUACUCAGCAUUUUGCACUUAGCUUCAGAAGCUUACAGACUACACAGGGUUCAGUACAGGCCUUUGGGGGGAGGAGGAAGGAGACGGUAUAAGGCUCUCCAUUUUAGUGGCGCCCUGCUCCAUGGUGCUUUACUAGGCCCUGUGUCCCUGAGUCGGCUUGAACAUAGAUGUAUGCACAAUUGCAUUUUCAACAUGCAAAACAUUGGCCUAUUUACUGAGGAAAGACACUAGGUGAGUCAUCAAGCAACUACACUGCCAGGAGCAAUCAUACUGUCGGUGUUGUGACGUAAGGACACUUGGGA
This is a messenger RNA of Ochotona curzoniae (black-lipped pika), 2128 nucleotides long. RefSeq names its product chromosome unknown C11orf16 homolog (gene CUNH11orf16). NCBI's taxonomy places the organism in Eukaryota, Metazoa, Chordata, Mammalia, Lagomorpha, Ochotonidae. The transcript has 6 exons. The coding region runs from base 292 to 1671 and encodes 459 amino acids. The record is from RefSeq and is a predicted model, not a curated record.